This is a messenger RNA of Anopheles darlingi, 1360 nucleotides long. It is a transcript of the gene Rtca, whose product is annotated as RNA 3'-terminal phosphate cyclase. The record is from RefSeq and is a predicted model, not a curated record. The coding region runs from base 64 to 1149 and encodes 361 amino acids. The transcript is spliced from 6 exons. Gene Ontology annotation, biological process: RNA processing. Gene Ontology annotation, molecular function: RNA-3'-phosphate cyclase activity. Gene Ontology annotation, cellular component: nucleus. Lineage: Eukaryota; Metazoa; Arthropoda; Insecta; Diptera; Culicidae.
CGGUUGAUGGCAAAAAGUGGAAAAGGAUUCGGAUUUGGCCGGAAAUUGAAUAUCUCGUGAAACAUGAACAAAAACUCUCUUUUCGAUAUCGAUGGUAGUGUUCUGGAAGGGGGAGGACAAAUUCUGCGGAUGGCUUUAUGCUUCAGCGCUCUCACGAGAACACCGGUGAGGAUAAGACAGAUACGGCAAGGACGCAAAAAACCGGGUCUGGCCGCUCAACAUCUGGCCGGAGUGGAGCUGCUGCGCGAUAUGUGCCAAGGCCGUGUCAACGGAGCAUCGCUAGGUUCAACGGAAAUCGAAUUCUAUCCAAAUCACAUCGGACAAGGACGAUUUUGUGGACACGUCCAGACUGCAGGGAGUAUUUCACUUUUGCUACAGGCUGCCCUGCCAAUAGCCAUCUUCGCUCCCGGACCUAUUACUCUCGAUUUACGUGGCGGUACCAACGCAGAUAUGGCUCCACAGGUGGACUUUCUGUCGGAAAUAUUCCGCCCGAACCUGGAACGAUUCGGAGCUUCUUUCGAUUUUGAUCUCCUCCGACGAGGAUACUUCCCGAAGGGUGGUGGUCACUGCAGUGUCGCUGUAAAGCCCGUACAUUCCCUCCGACCGGUUCAACUGACGGACGCCGGAAGGGUACAAAGUUUCUUCGGAUGGAGCUACGUUGCAGGAUCGUUACCAAUAAAGAUUGCUCACGAAAUGUCGAGUGGCGCGAGAUCGAUUCUGCAGCAGAUUGGGCCCGGUAAAAUCGACAUUCAAGUUUACAAAGAAAGCCCAGAUGUGGCACCAGAGGGAAACUGUUCCGGGAUUAUAUUAGGCUGUGAGACGAACACUGGUGCCAUUCUUGGUGGAUCCGCACUUGGCGGCCGGGGGAAACAAAAUGGACAGUGUGGAGCAGAGGCUGCACAGGAGAUUCAAAGUGCAAUUCAGGCCGGCGCUUGCGUUGAUCGACACGUUCAGGACAUGGUGAUCAUUCUGAUGGCCCUGGCAGACGGUCGUAGCCGCAUCCGUACGGAACCGUUGACUAUGCAUACCAAAACGGCUAUCUACAUAUCGGAGCUGAUGACAAAGGCAAAAUUCAACAUAAUUGAAAACAAUGGCCAGAAUGUGGUAAUCGAGUGUGACGGUAUCGGUUUGCUGAAUCCGUUUCAAUAACUUCACCUUCCUGAUUGGGGUGUGAACACCUAUUUCUACGGUAACAGAAGGAAGGAUGGAAAAGAUCCUGUGAUUAGCGUAAAUCAAGUAAAAAGUUCUCUUAAACUUUUAAUAUUGUGUUGCGCAUUUGCUUUAAACCGACAGUUUGACGUCCAAACUCGCGAUAACUGUCAUUUGCAAAAUAUAUUUCUCAAUUUUGAGUAACUCUUAU